AUGUUUGUUGAUUCAUUCAAUCAAACGAUAACACCUGGUUGUCUGCCUCAGACGAUCCACACGCUCAAGUUUGGCAAAGACUUUAACAAGCCGAUCAUACCAGGGUCACUGCCAGAGUCGUUGGUCGAUCUUACCUUUGGGGACGACUUCAACCAGUCACUUCAGUGGCCACCACCUCCAUCAUCACCAGCACCAACAGCUGCAUCAGGUCUAAGUACAUUAUUGUCGUUUGGUGUUAAGCGAUCUUCUUCACCUGCACCUGCAUCAGUGCCAUCGCCAUCACUACCACCAUCAAUCAUUAGGUUGAAGUUUGGUUCAAGUUACAACAUGCCCGUAGAGGCGUGCGAUGACCGCGGUAAUGUAACCGGCACACUGCUCCCUCAGUCGCUCAACCAGUUGCACUUUGGCACUGGCUUUGUCCAGCCUCUGCCAGCCAACUCGCUUCCCAUGUCGCUCGAGGUACUCAGAUUCCAAAUCUGGUUCACUCAACCGUGCAUGGCUGCUGUGACACAACUACAAUCACUCAAAGUACUUCUAUUCUCAUCGCUUCCCAUCAAUGACAGACACCCGUCACGACCCUAUCACAGAGGUGACGACGAUGCCGCAGCCGAAAGACAUACAUUCCCCUCAUCGCUCAUCAGUUUAUACAUCUCACACAAUGACUUUAGCGACCUGCCUAACUCUCUCCCCGAUCGCCUCAGGACCUUGAGCCUUGGUAAGACAUUCUGUCGACCUCUGGCCCUGGGCUCACUGCCUUCAUCGAUCACAUCGUUGGAAUUGGGACAUGCAUUUAGGCAAUGGAUUGAACCCGGUAUAUUGCCAGCAUCACUUACUGAACUCAGCCUAAGAGGGCUUAGCCAGGAGCAGGAGGAGAACGUCGUGCGUGGACUCUCGCUGCCCGGCUCAAUCACCUCACUCUAUCUAUCAUCAUUCAAUCUACCAAUCAAACAUGGGGAGCUUCCGGCCAAACUCCAAAAGCUCUAUUUUGGAAAUAAUUAUGAUCACUCAAUCAUACCUGGAAUCCUUCCACAGUCGAUCACUUCAAUCAUAUUUGGCAACUGUUAUAACAAACCAAUCACACCUGGAACCCUACCGCAAUCCCUAAAGUCGUUGAGGUUUUGCGAGAUGUUUGACCAAGUGAUUGAGCCCGGCGCGCUGCCCGACUCGCUGGAAAGUCUUGAAUUUGGAGCGCACUUUAAUCAAGUCAUCCGGCCGGGUGUCCUACCACCAAACCUCACAAUGUUGAUACUUGGCAGUGAGUUUAGACAACCAUUCACACCUGCAACCUUCCCGCCAUCACUCACUAUAUUCAAGUGCUCGAUGCGUCGGCUCAGCUCGGAGCGGCUCCCCAAGAGCAUCACCCGACUGUACAUGGACGGCACUCUGAUCCACAGAUCGCCCCAGCACCUGCCCAACCUCAAGCAUCUCAAGGUGUCCAUUUACAACUUCAAAAAAAAAGAGGACAUUUGCGAUGAUAUCAUUGUGGACAGUGUGGAUAUCAGAUAUUUACAAUUUCCUAUCAAGGAAUUGAAACAUCUUAGAGUUACCAAACAUGUGUCCACAUUAUACUUGGGACAAUUCUCUUCAACAACGGUGGUCAUGGAUAACCAUUACCUUUCCAAAAUGGUUACACAAGGUCGUGUUAGAACCAAGACAGUCAAAAGAGCCUCGAAGCUUCUCAUUGAGAAGUACUACCCAAAGCUCACCAACGACUUUGACACCAACAAGCGCACUUGUGAUGAGGUCGCCACUAUCGCCUCCAAGAGAUUGAGAAACAAGAUCGCUGGUUUCGUCACUCACUUGAUGAGACGUAUUGAGCGUGGACCAGUCCGCGGAAUCUCCUACAAGCUGCAGGAGGAGGAGAGAGAGAGACGUGACAACUACGUCCCAACCACCUCUGCCAUCAAGACCGACAAGAUCUACGUUGAUGAGGACGCUUACGAGAUGCUUAAGUCCACUCUUGGCAACUUCCCAUCUAUGACCCAAGUUGUUGUUGAACGUUCAAACAAGAAGUCAAACCGUGGUGGCGACCGUCCACACCGUGGAGGUUUCAAGAAGAGAGCCGCACCAGCCAAGUAA
This is a messenger RNA of Acytostelium subglobosum LB1, 2079 nucleotides long. RefSeq lists its product as hypothetical. The record is from RefSeq and is a predicted model, not a curated record. Lineage: Eukaryota; Evosea; Eumycetozoa; Acytosteliales; Acytosteliaceae. Gene Ontology annotation, cellular component: ribosome. Gene Ontology annotation, molecular function: structural constituent of ribosome. Gene Ontology annotation, biological process: translation. Bases 1 to 2079 code for a protein of 692 amino acids. The transcript has 4 exons.